UUGUUUAAAGCGCUGGAGCUCUACGACAGCUCCGUUGACGGCUCGGAUAAUUGGCCACAAAUUGUAUGCGUUGUCACCGGAAAGGGUCCUCUAAAACAACACUAUCAGCAAAAGAUUUUGACCAAAACCUUUAAGUCAAUAAAAGUUGUGUUUCCGUGGCUGACGGCACACGACUACCCGAAACUGGUGGCCAGCGCUGACCUCGGCAUAUGUCUGCACAAGUCGUCCAGUGAUCUCGAUUUGCCAAUGAAAGUGGUGGAUAUGUUUGGCUGCUGUUUACCCGUCUGCGCCUAUAAAUACAAUUGCAUAAAUGAAUUGGUUUUACACGAAAAGAAUGGUUUGCUUUUCAAUACAAGCGAAGAAUUAUCUCAACAAUUAAUGCAUGUCUUAAAGAAUUUUCCCGAAGAAAAUGCGAGCUUAAAGUUAUUUCGCAAUCAUUUGAACCAAAACUUUGUGAAACUUCGUUGGAAUGAGUGUUGGAAUCAAAACGCUUUACCAAUAUUUUCGUGAUAUAAAUAUUAAAUAAUUUUAUAAUUUUGGUUAUGAUUUAUAAGCAUUGAAUAAAAUUGAAAUGUGAUAUAAAUAUUGC
Molecule: messenger RNA, 589 nt
Organism: Medioppia subpectinata
Lineage: Eukaryota; Metazoa; Arthropoda; Arachnida; Sarcoptiformes; Oppiidae
Source: the annotation of a GenBank genome assembly